Messenger RNA from Capsella rubella, 890 nucleotides. RefSeq names its product high mobility group B protein 1. Lineage: Eukaryota; Viridiplantae; Streptophyta; Magnoliopsida; Brassicales; Brassicaceae. Bases 115 to 645 code for a protein of 176 amino acids. The record is from RefSeq and is a predicted model, not a curated record. The transcript has 8 exons.
CUUUCAGGCCUCCCUCAUCUCUUAUGCUUCUCUCUGAUCGUCUCUUUUUGUUCUUCUUCUUCUUCUGAUUCUGCUAGGGUUUCUGAGAUUUUCCAUUUCUCAUACGUUGCUACGAUGAAAACAACAAAGGGGAAAGAUCUUAAGGCCAAAAAGGAGUCCUUGAAGCCAGCCGAUGACAGAAAGAGGAAGGCACCGGCUGAGAAGGCUAGCAAACGAGAGACUCGUAAAGAGAAGAAGGCUAAAAAGGACCCAAACAAACCUAAAAGAGCUCCUAGUGCUUUCUUUGUCUUUCUAGAAGAUUUUAGGGUAACAUUCAAGAAAGAAAAUCCAAAUGUGAAGGCCGUCUCUGCAGUUGGGAAAGCUGGAGGGCAGAAAUGGAAGUCAAUGUCUCAAGCUGAAAAAGCUCCAUAUGAAGAGAACGCUGCAAAGAGGAAAGCUGAAUAUGAGAAGCAAAUGGAUGCGUACAACAAAAACAUGGAGGAAGGGAGUGAUGAAUCUGAAAAGUCUAGAUCUGAGGUGAAUGAUGAAGAUGAAGCCAGUGGGGAGGAAGAGCAACUAGAGAAAGAAGUGGUAGGUGAUGAUGAAGAAGAAGAGGAAGAAGAUGAUGAUGAGGAUGAUGACGACGAGGAGGAGGAAGAAGACUAAAUCGGGGAUGAAAAUCAGAUUUUGUAUCUCAAACUUAACCGCAGGUCCGUAAGCAGAAGUAAGUACUCUGUAAUUUGUGUGUCGAGAACAAUAGAUCUAAAAUCGUGUGUUUUUUAUUUUCCUUUUCCUAAGAAAGCGAAACAGUUGUUGGCAUCUCUCCGGAUGUUUUUUGUUUCAGCUUUUUUCCACAACAAACAAUGUAACAGUGUCUGCUUUAGUGAUCAUCACCCCCAAGUCAAAACAUA